GAGGGUUUUUAGGACACAGCCCGCGGUUAGGCUCUGCGAUCGGUCCUGACUGGGGACUCGUUUUCGCCUCCGCGCGGUGAUUGGGUGGAAGAUGGCGCUGGCCGAAUGGAAAUCCUAAUGACAGUUUCCAAAUUUGCCUCUUUUUGUACCAUGGGCGCCAAUGCCUCCGCUUUGGAGAAAGAAAUUGGCUCGGAGCAGUUCCCUGUCAAUGAGCACUACUUCGGACUGGUUAACUUCGGGAACACCUGCUACUGCAACUCGGUGCUCCAGGCUCUGUACUUCUGCCGGCCGUUUCGGGAGAAGAUCCUGGCCUACAGGAGUCAGCCCCGGCGCAAGGAGAACCUGCUCACCUGCCUGGCCGACCUGUUCCACAGCAUCGCCAACCAGAAGAGGAAGGUGGGCGUCAUCCCUCCGAAGAAAUUCAUCACACGGCUGCGCAAAGAGAACGAGCUCUUUGAUAACUACAUGCAGCAGGAUGCACACGAGUUCCUCAACUACCUGCUGAACACUAUAGCUGACCUGCUGCAGGAGGAGAAGAAGCAGGACAAGCAGAAUGGCAAACUGGCCAACGGCACGCUCGAUUCACAGAAGAGUAACAGCACUCCUCCGUCCAGCACAUGGGUACACGAGAUCUUCCAGGGCACGCUGACCAACGAGACGCGCUGCCUCACCUGCGAGACGAUAAGCAGCAAGGAUGAGGACUUCUUGGAUUUGUCUGUGGACGUUGAGCAGAACACUUCAAUCACACACUGCCUCAGGGGCUUCAGUAAUACAGAGACCCUGUGUAGUGAAUAUAAAUACUACUGUGAGGAAUGUAGGAGUAAACAGGAGGCACACAAAAGGAUGAGGGUGAAGAAGCUGCCCAUGAUUUUAGCCCUGCACCUGAAGAGAUUUAAAUACAUGGAGCAGCUCCAGCGCUACACUAAGCUAAGCUACCGCGUGGUCUUCCCUUUGGAGCUCCGCCUCUUCAACACGUCCGGAGACGCGACCAAUCCCGAAAGGCUUUACGACCUCGUCGCCGUGGUGGUGCAUUGUGGGAGCGGGCCCAAUCGCGGACACUACAUCGCUAUCGUCAAGAGUCACGACUUCUGGCUACUUUUCGAUGAUGACAUCGUAGAGAAAAUCGACGCCCAGGCGAUAGAGGAGUUCUACGGACUUACCUCGGAAAUCUCCAAGAACUCUGAGUCAGGCUACAUCCUGUUCUACCAAUCCAGAGACUGAGAUUGUUCAGCACAGCGGCCCCUCGUGGACCCCUGCGGAACGUGCCGGCCUGCGUUUCCGAGUCCUGCUGCGUCCCACCCUGAGCAGGCUGGAUCAGAUCGCGCUGACCCCCUGACCCUUGACCCCAGCAUUCCCCCCGCGGCAGUCCGGACGUGAUGCAGUUACAGCGUUGUGUGUACGUCGUGAGAAUGUUUAAUCGCACUGGCUGAAAUGUGUUCAAUGUACUCGGCUCUGUGAUACUGACAGUCCUGACAUGCUGCAACCUUUAUAAGCCUGAGUUUCUGACCAAAGGCUUGUGCAUGGGAAAAUAGGGGGCGUGUCCCGAACAGAGGGGAGGGGCUAUAAACUGAACAUAUGGGGCUAUUUGUGGGUUUAUGUAUUUCUACCUUGUACAUAGUGGUAUUUGUAUAAAUAUUAUGAAAUUAUAAUAAUAUUAAUUACUGAUAUAGGUGAAAAAGAUUGAAACAUUGAAAAUAUGUAUAACACUAUGGUGCACUUUUGAUACCGUUUUGUAGGUGUUUGGCAGGUUUGUGUGAGGGUUUGCUUGAGACAGCCUGUUGUGAAAUAAUUUUCUGUUUUAAAGAAAAAGAAAUAAAGUGUAUAGAUCGAGUGUAGAUGAAGAUAAAUGUGAGCGUUUUAUUGGAUUCCAUUUAACCCGGUGAAAUCAGAUUUAAACAAAAAUAUCACAUUUACACUAUUAGUAAAACGUUUGGUGUCUGACGUUUGCGUCUUUAGUUUUGCAUAUAAAAAGAAGCAGUCACAGAUUUGCUGAAUCUAUCUGUGAGUAUGAACAAAUCCUCACUGUGUAGUCACUGGUUUUUUAAUUAUUUAUUUAUUUUAACUUUAGUGCAGUUUAGUAUCACUCUGUCUCCCAAAAUGACACCAGGAAGCAGGAAGUUAUGCGAAUAAUAACAUAGUUCCUCUUUGAGCUUGUAGAAUUAUCUAUAGGAAAGAUGUAGGGUGAUAGUCGAGUGCAAAAAUUUGUACACCAAAGACAAAAUUAAGAAGAGUAGAAAUUCUUGUCUUUCAUGGAUGUAUCUUCAUUAUCACAAAAACACAUAAAUGAAAUCAGUAUCUUUGUUUCUGAAUGUGUUGAAUGUUCUCUGGAUGUCUUUUGAAACUGUUUUUGGUUGAUUUUAUGUUGGAGAUUGUUGUUGCAGGAUUCAUGCACAUCACAUUUUCAGCUUGGUGGAUUUCUCUUUUUUUUU
Molecule: messenger RNA, 2429 nt
Organism: Pangasianodon hypophthalmus (striped catfish)
Lineage: Eukaryota; Metazoa; Chordata; Actinopteri; Siluriformes; Pangasiidae
Gene: usp12a
Product: ubiquitin specific peptidase 12a
Exons: 9
Coding region: 106-1221 (371 amino acids)
Biological process (GO): protein deubiquitination
Cellular component (GO): nucleus; cytosol
Molecular function (GO): cysteine-type deubiquitinase activity; cysteine-type endopeptidase activity
Source: RefSeq, a predicted model, not a curated record